AUGAAGAAUGGCCAACCCCCCAUUGCAGACAUAGAGCUUGCGGUGGCUAUACCGGAGCAAAACGUUCUGACCGACAAUGGAAACCAGAAACAGACUCAAAGGCCGGAAGGUUCAGAUUCUGAUAGCAAUCAAUUUCCGAAUCUUUCCCAGACCCGAGCUAUUCUUCUCGUGGCCGUUAUAUCCAUUGCUGCUGUUCUUACUGUUCUAAACUCACAGUCUAUCGUUAUAAUUCUUCCAGAACUUGGAAAUUCGAUGUGCAUCCCACCCUCACGCCAACAGCUCAUCGUGUCUAUUUACAACAUCUCCACGGGGAGCGUUAUGCUUCUCUGGGGCCGCUCAGCAGAGGUCUACGGUCGACGUCUGGGCUUCGUGUCAGGAUCAGUCAUCUUCACCUUAUCAACGCUAUGCCUGCCUUGGUCCAGCUACGAGAUACCUUUCUACGUGCUAAGAGCAGCUCAAGGUAUGUCCGCUGCCGCUAUCAUGCCCUCUGGUGUUGGUAUUAUGGCUUCCUCCUUUGCACCAGGUCCUUCUCGGAACAUGGCCUUUAUCGCAAUGUCCGCCAUGGCAUCCUUGGGCUCAGUUGUAGGUAGUCUUCUCGGCGGCUUCGUAGGAUCGACUCUUGGUUGGAAGUGGGUGUUCUGGAUACCUGCCAUUGUCUCCGCCUUUACUACUGCUGCUGAUUUUGUUGUCACUGCUGGUAAUGCCUUGAAAUGCGUCACUAAGAAAACAACCGAAAACGGUGGGGGUAAUAAGAAGCCAUACGUAGACUGGAUUGGAGGGGGCUUCAUAUCGUCCAGCCUCACCUUACUUCUUGUUGCCAUCACGCAGGGCAAUGUUAUCGGUUGGUCAACAUCCUGGAUAUCACCAUUGUUAGUUGUGUCUUUACUACUUUUUGGAGGAUUCAUUCUCUACCAGCGCCGGUUAGAAAAAGACCCUGACCGACUACCUCUCAUCCGUUUGUCAAUGUUCAAGAAGAAACAGUUUUCAGCGCUUUUUGUGCUAGUCGGUUGCUUCUACGCAUCUUUCAAUGGAUUUCUCGUGUUUGUUACCUACUUCUAUCAGAAGUACCAAGGGCUUAAUGAGUUGCAGACAACACUUCGAUUUCUUCCUGCUGGAAUAUCAGGCCGUGAGUUCGGCUGUUUUGUUUCGUGA
Molecule: messenger RNA, 1152 nt
Organism: Fusarium sp. VM40
Lineage: Eukaryota; Fungi; Ascomycota; Sordariomycetes; Hypocreales; Nectriaceae
Source: the annotation of a GenBank genome assembly